Messenger RNA from Juglans regia (Persian walnut), 1904 nucleotides. Its product is annotated as glucan endo-1,3-beta-glucosidase 8-like. NCBI's taxonomy places the organism in Eukaryota, Viridiplantae, Streptophyta, Magnoliopsida, Fagales, Juglandaceae. The transcript is spliced from 2 exons. Gene Ontology annotation, biological process: carbohydrate metabolic process. Gene Ontology annotation, cellular component: plasma membrane. The record is from RefSeq and is a predicted model, not a curated record. The coding region runs from base 415 to 1860 and encodes 481 amino acids. Gene Ontology annotation, molecular function: hydrolase activity, hydrolyzing O-glycosyl compounds.
GCAAUUACACUCGAAUCUCUCUCUGAUAUUAGAAAGCAGCACAUGAGAGAAAGCAAAGAAUAACGUCAAAGCCCACUUUUCUGCCUUCCCUCGGUUUCCGAUAAACCUUUUCCCCAUUCAUGCUUUUCGCAAAACCUUAAUUUUAUUCGAUAUUUUAAUUAUUUUCUUUGUGAAAUAUAUUUGUGCUGCUUUCGAUACAUAUUGGAUUCCUUUUCUCUCACUUGCUGGAAAAUCGCUGCAUUUUCUCUGAUUCCUCGAACCCAUCUGCAAAAAACCGUUGCUUUUCCCCCUAAAUCUCUGUGAAGAAAAACGAACAAUUAGUACUGCUUCAGAAAAAAAAAAGACUUUCUCCCUCUUUGCCCUGUAAAACCCAUAAUUUUCGUGGCGAUUUUCCCCCUAGGAAACGGUGGGAUCAUGGAGAGGCUGUGGUUUCUUAACUGGGUUUUUGUUGUGUGGCUCCUCGGUUGUGUUUGUGUUUGUGUUUGUGUUGAAGGUCUUGGUGUGAAUUGGGGUACCAUGGCAACCCACAAGUUGCCUCCAGACACAGUGGUUAAGAUGUUGAAAGACAAUGGGAUUAAGAAGGUGAAGCUGUUUGAUGCAGAGCAGUCUACAAUGAGCGCUCUGGCUGGGUCUGAUAUCGAGGUCAUGGUCGCUAUUCCCAACGAUCAGCUGGCGGUGAUGAACAGCUAUAAUCGUGCUAAGCAAUGGGUCCAGAGAAACGUCACCCGCUAUCUGUUCAAUGGAGGAGUUAACAUCAAAUAUGCAGCAGUUGGCAAUGAGCCUUUCCUGACAUCCUACAAUGGCUCAUUCUUGAAUGUCACCCUCCCAGCACUUCAGAACAUUCAGAAUGCCCUUAAUGAAGCUGGUGUCGGAGACUCCAUAAAGGCCACUGUUCCUUUAAAUGCCGAUGUGUACAAUUCACCAGAGACCAGUCCCUAUCCAUCUGCCGGGAGGUUCCGGAAUGAUAUUAGCGACCUAAUGACCCAGAUUGCCCAGUUUCUAAGCAAGAACAAUGCCCCUUUCACAGUAAACAUUUACCCUUUCCUAAGUCUUUAUGGCAAUGACGACUUCCCUGUUGACUAUGCCUUCUUUGACGGGGUAAGCCAGCCCGUCGUUGAUAGUAAUGGGAUUCAGUACACAAAUGUUUUUGAUGCCAACUUUGACACCUUGGCAUCUGCUCUUAAAGCUGUUGGAUAUGAGAACAUGACCAUUAUUGUAGGCGAGGUGGGGUGGCCUACAGAGGGAGACAAGAACGCCAAUAUAGGCAAUGCUUAUAGAUUUUAUAACGGGCUUUUACCGAGACUUGCAGCCGGUAAGGGCACCCCAUUACGCCCUGGAUAUAUAGAAGUGUACUUGUUUGGUCUUAUAGAUGAGGAUGCCAAGAGCAUUGCUCCGGGAAAUUUUGAGCGCCACUGGGGAGUUUAUAGGUAUGAUGGGCAGCCCAAAUUUACGAUGGAUCUUUCUGGUCAGAAUCAAAAUAAACUUCUUGUGCCUGCACAAAAUGUGGAAUAUCUCCCUAACAAAUGGUGUAUGUUUAACCCCAAUGCCAAGGAUCUGAGCAAGCUUGCAGAUAACAUAAAUUUUGCUUGCACCUUCGCAGAUUGCACAUCACUCGGAUAUGGUUCCUCCUGUAACAACUUGGAUGCUAAUGGGAAUGCGUCUUAUGCAUUUAAUAUGUAUUUCCAGGUACAGAAUCAGAACCCAUUGGCUUGCAAUUUUCAAGGUUUGGCCAUGGUGACUGCACAGAAUAUCUCGCAAGGGAACUGCAAUUUUCCCAUUCAGAUAGUUGCAUCUUCUUCGGGGGGGUGCUCAACGGUUACUGCAGUGUUUGUAACUCUAUUCCUGUUUAUGUUGCAAUAGAUGAUUAAUUUUUAAUUUUUAAUUUUAAUUUUUUUGGAGAUCAA